UGUCGUGGUCAAACAGUUCGACUUGCAGCGAGCAGCGAUUCAACAUUGUUACUCCAUGGUAGACCAUGUAGUUGGCAAUUAACGUAGGCCUAUCUGUUGAAUGAAGCCGUAGCGUUACUUUCGAUUUCGACAGAUCACAAAGUGUGUUCAACUAUUAAGAUCUCGCCUGACUGUCAAUGAGGGGUUGGCCGUUUGAAUAGAGAGACGUGUGUGUUUCAUAGAGGGUAGUGACACUUUGGAAGUUGAUUCAAUUAGGAGCAUAUAAUACAAUUAAUUAUAAGCAAUAAUUUAAAUUUGUGAGGAUAUCUUUGAUCGUUUCACUUGUUGAGAAUCUGGUAAUUAUUGUGAUUCAAAUUGUCCCUUAAGAUGUCUUGUUUCAAAACCGGUGAUGCGGUGCUUGACAAGGAAGAUAAUGCAUCCUAGUGUUCAGAAUAUUCAGAAAACAAGAAAAAGGUUUUGAAGCUGAAAUCUGCUGUGUUCUCAAAGAGGGGACCAUUACAAAACAAGUGUUGAAAUUAACCGAAGAUGGCGCCCAAGAUUAAACUGGUUUACUUCAACAUCCGAGGCAGAGGAGAGCUGAUCCGUCUGACUCUGCACGCUGGCGGCGUGCCCUUCAUUGACGAGAGGGUUGACUUCCAGGAUUGGCCGAGCCGCAGAGAAGAAUGCCCCAACGGAAAGCUUCCGUACAUUGAAGUAGCGGGAAAAAUGUUCGGAGAGACGCUUCCCAUUGUGCGGUUUGUUGGAGCAAAAUGUAAUUUACUGGGGAAAACGGAUGAGGAGAAGCUGUACGUGGAUAUUGUCUUGACGCAAGUCGAACAUCUCCGUGAUGACGUAAGCCGGCCAAAGACAGACACGCUACUGACCAAAGGACAACGUAAAUGUCUGGAAGACAAGCUGAGGAGUGAGACGGUGCCGAGAUUUCUUCAGAAAAUAGAAGCGGGAGUCUCCAUGGGCAAGACGGGGUAUGUCUUGGGCUCAGAGAUGACAGUGGCGGACCUGGCUGUGUGGGACGCCGUGGACAGUCUCCUGGUGAGCUACCCAAACCUCCUGGACAACCACCCCAAGGUGCUGGAACACAGGCAGAGAAUCAUGGGGCUCCCCAAGAUCAGGAAGUACCUGGAGACCCGACCUCAGACCAAAUUGUGACCCGCAAGAGAGCAAGAGAGAGAGAGAGAGAGAGAGAGAUAG
Aplysia californica (California sea hare) is the source of this 1188-nucleotide messenger RNA. RefSeq names its product glutathione S-transferase class-mu 28 kDa isozyme. Gene Ontology annotation, molecular function: glutathione transferase activity. The transcript is spliced from 6 exons. The record is from RefSeq and is a predicted model, not a curated record. The coding region runs from base 526 to 1146 and encodes 206 amino acids. Gene Ontology annotation, biological process: glutathione metabolic process. Lineage: Eukaryota; Metazoa; Mollusca; Gastropoda; Aplysiida; Aplysiidae.